Hemicordylus capensis (graceful crag lizard) is the source of this 963-nucleotide messenger RNA. Its product is annotated as olfactory receptor 14A16-like. Gene Ontology annotation, biological process: G protein-coupled receptor signaling pathway. Gene Ontology annotation, cellular component: membrane. NCBI's taxonomy places the organism in Eukaryota, Metazoa, Chordata, Lepidosauria, Squamata, Cordylidae. Bases 1 to 963 code for a protein of 320 amino acids. The transcript has a single exon. The record is from RefSeq and is a predicted model, not a curated record. Gene Ontology annotation, molecular function: G protein-coupled receptor activity; odorant binding; olfactory receptor activity.
AUGUCUAACCAAUCAAGAGUGACUGAAUUUCUUUUGCAUGGAUUUGCAGAUAUUCAAGAACUGCAAAUAUACCACAGCAUCGUUUUUAUAAUCAUCUACUUGGUGGCCUUCAUGGAAAACCUUCUCAUCAUCACAGUCAUCAUUUACAGCCAUCAUCUUCACAUACCCAUGUACAUCUUUCUGGAAAAUCUAUCAUUUCAAGACUUUGGCUCUAUAUCAGUCACAGUCCCCAAAUCCAUGGUAAAUUCCUUGAUGAACACCCAGGCCAUUUCAUAUUCUGGAUGUGUGAGCCAGGUUUUCUUCCUCGUUUUCUUCAUGAUAUCUCAUUUCUUACUCCUUGGAGUCAUGGCAUAUGACCGCUAUGUUGCCAUCUGCAACCCAUUGAAUUAUGAGACCGUGAUGAACAAGAAAGUUUGCAUCCAGAUGGCAAUGGGUGCAUGGCUUGGUGGCCUCUUCUAUUCAAUACUGUAUACUGGAAAUGCAUUCACAGUGGAGUUCUGUUCCAAUGUGAUCUAUCAGUUCUUCUGUGAAAUCCCACAGUUACUCAAGAUUGCUUGCUCUGGCUCUUAUGAUACUGAAAUCUGGAUUAUUACCUUUGGUGUUGGUUUAGGUUUCAUAUAUUUCACACUAGUUAUUUUUUCUUAUGUUCAGAUAAUCAGAGCAGUUCUAAAAAUCCCAUCUACAAAGGGGAAGCAAAAAGCCUUCUCGACUUGCAUGCCACAUCUUAUUGUCAUCUCGCUGUGUGUGGUAAGUGGCACUUUUGCCUAUUUAAAGCCAACUGCCAGUUCCCCAUCAGCAUUAGAUCUUUUAGUUUCCAUAUUAUACUGCAUUGUGCCACCAGUGAUGAACCCCCUGAUUUAUACCAUGAGAAACACAGAGUUUAAAAAGGCAUUCUGGAAGCUUAUUCUCCGAAUGUCUCCCCAAUUCUUCAUUAAAAAGAAAUCUCCAGUGUAUGUACUUUAG